AAUGGGGUGGGGCCGUCUGCGUGUUUCCGGAAGACGUGGCGGCUUUCUCCUGGGCUGUUUCCCGGCUUCGUUUUCUCGACUUUGCUUCACACCCUGGCAGCUCCGAGGAGCUAUCGACGCCGUCCUCACCCCUGCAGCCAUGAUCUCCUUAACGGACACCCAGAAAAUUGGAAUGGGAUUAACAGGAUUUGGAGUGUUUUUCCUGUUCUUUGGAAUGAUUCUCUUUUUUGACAAAGCACUACUGGCUAUUGGAAAUGUUUUAUUUGUGGCUGGCUUGGCUUUUGUAAUUGGUUUAGAAAGAACAUUCAGAUUCUUCUUCCAAAAACAUAAAAUGAAAGCUACAGGAUUUUUCCUGGGUGGUGUAUUUGUAGUCCUGAUUGGUUGGCCUUUGAUAGGCAUGAUCUUCGAAAUUUAUGGAUUCUUUCUCUUGUUCAGGGGCUUCUUUCCUGUGGUUGUUGGAUUUAUUAGAAGAGUGCCAGUCCUUGGAUCACUCUUGAAUUUACCUGGAAUUAGAUCAUUUGUAGAUAAAGUUGGAGAAAGCAACAAUAUGGUAUAACAACAAGUGAAUUGAAGACUCAUUUAAAAUAUUGUAUUAUUUAUAAAAUCCUUUGAAGAAUAUUCAGCACAAAAUUAAAUUACAUGAAAUAGCUCGUAAUGUUCCUUACAGAAGUUUAAAACGUAUAGCCUACAGAGUAGCAACAGCAGUUAACAAAGAAGCAGUGAAAACAGACUUCUAACCAAGUCAUCUAAGAAGUCAGCAAGCAAACUGAAGGAGAUGAAAUCUAUGUUACAAUGCACAUUGAAACGCUUGACGGGGAUUUUUACUGAUUUUCCACAAUGUGUGAAACACAGCCAUCCCUAGAGAACUGUAGUGCCUGUUUCUUUUCUUUUUAUUUUGAAGAUGCAAGCACACCCAUAGGCAUUUGCUUUUUAGAACUGUAAUGUCCUCUGCAACAGCGAAAAUAUUUCCAGUUGCGCUGUGUCUCUGAAAGUGAUGCAUGAGUUAGAUUGGAUUAUGUCAUCGUGAUAUAUUAAACCCAGGAAAACCCAGUGUCGAUGUAUGAAUCACUUUUUUCUUUUUUAUUUUUUUGUAAACGUAUGGUUAAAAUUAAACUUUUGUGGUUCUUCUGAAUCUUAACAUUUUAAAGCCAGAUGAAAAUCUGAACCAGAUAUUCUUUGUUGGAAUAUGCAAAGGUCAUUCUUUACUAGCUUGUAGUUUCUCAGUUAUAGCUGACUCAGCACUUUUUCUUUCAGGAGCACGUACUGGAAGUCCUCAUACUUCCUGGGACUCUCACAUGAGCACCUGUAUCUUUCAUGACAUGUAAGCAUUUAACAAAAAAAGCAUUCUUGGUGAUGAAGGAGUCUGUUACAUAGCUCAUUUCAUUGAAUAGUUUGUUAUUUAAUAUACUACAUGAUGCAACCCAAAUGGAUAUUUCCAUGUUGUGAUCCAGUUUUUCUUUUUCUUUUAUUUUUUAAAUUUUAGCGGUGACUUAUUAUUUUGCUUUUCAUAAAAUAACUACUGGUAAUAUUUACUUUAAGAUGUACCGUGCUGAAAGGUUAAACUUACAGCUGUUUUUUAAGGGCUGUUUACAUAAGCCAAGUUUUCCCUUAUUUUCAGCUUUUUCAUAACAUAAAAAUCAGUAUGCAUAAUGUGUGUUUCAUAUGAUCACUCUUCAUUUGAGUUCAUGGAGAGAAUAUCUGAGUUCACAUACUAAAUUAUUUUACUGUCAUUAAACUGGCUAUAGUUCUGAAAAACAUGACACU
Molecule: messenger RNA, 1764 nt
Organism: Physeter macrocephalus (sperm whale)
Lineage: Eukaryota; Metazoa; Chordata; Mammalia; Artiodactyla; Physeteridae
Gene: GOLT1B
Product: golgi transport 1B
Exons: 5
Coding region: 2-556 (184 amino acids)
Biological process (GO): retrograde transport, endosome to Golgi; endoplasmic reticulum to Golgi vesicle-mediated transport
Cellular component (GO): endoplasmic reticulum; membrane
Source: RefSeq, a predicted model, not a curated record